This is a messenger RNA of Gaeumannomyces tritici R3-111a-1, 177 nucleotides long. RefSeq lists its product as hypothetical. The transcript has 2 exons. NCBI's taxonomy places the organism in Eukaryota, Fungi, Ascomycota, Sordariomycetes, Magnaporthales, Magnaporthaceae. The coding region runs from base 1 to 177 and encodes 58 amino acids. The record is from RefSeq and is a predicted model, not a curated record.
AUGGCCUCGGCAUGGCCCCGUUUUGCCGCGCAGUGCAGCGGCGUCCUACCUUGCUCGUCAGUUGCGUCUACCUCGGCCCCCAAGCCCCAUCAGCCCGCUCCCGGAUACUUCUCGCCGGCCAUGGGCUUGGCGGUCUGGUGCUCAAGCAGGCACCUCUUCAUUCACGCCGCCACGUAG